AUGAAGGAAAAUUUUCAAGUUUUCGGUGAGUUUUUGUUGAAAAUUCCCAAAAAUUUCCAAAUUUUGAGCUGAAAAUCCGCAAAAAUCCGAGAAAACCGACUGGAAAGCUAUUGUUAUUGCGGCUUUGGUGACUUUUAUCGCUGCUAUUGAGAAUACGGUUAUUGGAAUGAGUGAAUGGGCUUAUAUGAAUGAGGUGAGGUGAAAAUUAUUGAUUUUUCUGAAUUUUUCAUCAAAAACUACCCCUAAACCUUGAUUUUCGGGUAAAUUUUUUAAAUUUACUUUCUUUGCGGAUUUUUAAGGAUUUGCGCGUCAAAUCUAGUGUUCUACAGUACUCCAAGAUUAUUUAUAGAAAAAUAUACGCUAUUUAGUCCAAGGAGCGAGUUUCUAGCUAUCCUAGAAGCUGAGAUACGAUUUUGGAAAGUGGGCGCUGCUUAUUUUUCUCUGCACUCUCUCAAAAUAAUGCAUAGGCGCUGCUUAUUUCAAAAGUGGGCGGAGCUUAUUUGGGCGCUGCUUAUUUUUCUCUGCGCUCUCUCAAGGUUUAACAUAGGCGCUGCUUAUUUCUCAAAAGUGGGCGGAGCCUAUUUGGACGCUGCUUAUUUUCUUUUCCAAAGUGGGCGCUGCUUAUUUUUCUCUGCGCUCUCUCAAAAUAAUGCAUAGGCGCUGCUUAUUUUCUUCUAAAAAGUGGGCGCUGCUUAUAUUUUCAGAUCGAUAAAGUGGCUGAUGCUCAAUUCUUCGGCAAUGCCACCUCAAUUUCCAAAGCCUUUCAUGCUCUCGCUGCCCUAUUUUUCGCAUUUUGGUGUUUUCGCGCUCAAAACUUCCGUGCUCCUUUGAUUUUCGGGAGAUUGUUGGCGUUUUCUGCGUGCAUACUGUAUUUGUGCGUGGAAUUAUCCGAAAAUUCUCGUCGAUAUUUGAUGGCUUUGUGUUAUAUUUUAUUCGGAAUCGCUUCGAGUUCUAGUUCGAUUUUACGUGCAUAUGUGGCAGCUAUUUCUCUAGAAUCCGACAGACCACAGGCUUAUAGUGCUAUCACAGCUGCUACUAUGUUGAGUAUUAUUAUUGGACCUUGUGAGUUGAUUUUUUAGCAGCUGGGAACUUCUAAAUAAAAUAUUACAGUAAUCCAAGCCGCAUUCACCGGGUUCAUAUACCCAGGAAUCGAAAUUCUGCCAAAUAUCCGAUUUCAUUUAUAUUCUGCACCAGUUUGGGUGGCCGCAGCCACCAAUUUCCUGUCAAUUGCAAUUAUUUGCUGUUUUUUGAAGGAAUUACCGAAAAGAGCGAAGAGUACGAUGGGUAAGUUGCGGUAGAUCACGAAAUUCUGCGUCGAAUGGUGUAGCAUACUCCUAGAUUACUGUAGAUUCAUGAGAACACUAUAUUUGACGCGCAAAUACAGAGAAAAAUUAGCAGCGCCUAUGUAUUAUUUGAAGAGAGUGCAGAGAAAUAGGCUCCGCCCACUUUUUAAGCAGCGCCUAUGCAUUAUUUUGAGAGAGCGCAGAGAAAAGCUUGUAGGAUAGCUAGAAACUUGCUCCUUGAACCAAAACAUUCGGAAUUUUCUGGAGAUUAAUUUUAAAUACUGUAACACACCACAAUUGACGCGCAAAAACCUCAAAACGUCUUCAGCUCGUGAAAAAUCGUUGCUCACCCUAAAAGGUCUUCGCAAUCGUCUCGACACCAUUGCUCAUCUCAAACUCGACUGGCCUACAGUAACCCUUUGCUGGUUGAUGAAAAUCAUAUCAAUGUUAUCUGUGGUCACCCUUCAAACCCUAGUUUCCCUAAUUUACAUCAAUAAUUAUGGCUGGACCCGUUCAAAUACCGUAUUCUCGAUUUCGAUUUUAAUGGGUACUGUAGGCGUUUUAUCACUGACUAUUGCAUUUUUAUACUUUUUCUGCAAUUUGGGAAAAUUGUGAGUUUUUUUUUAGUUUUUUUCUUUUGGCGCUAAAAAUACCGUACUUCAGACUUUCUCAACGAUUCGCCGUUUUGUUUGGAAUGUGCAUUUUUGCCACCAUGUAUUUUUUGGCUUAUCCAUGGGAGCCAAUUAGUCAACAUGUGGCACAGUAUAAUGGUGGGUUACUGUAGAAAACGCGGAUUAGCGUGAAAUUCUAUGUAGAUUUCAGAGAAACACCAUAUUUGACGCGCAAAUGCAGAGAAAAAUAAGCAGCGCCUAUGUGUUAUUCUGAGAGAGCGCAGAGAAAAAUAGGCAGCGCCCACUUUUUAAGCAGCGCCUAUGAAUUAUUUUGAGAGAGCGCAGAGAAAAAUAGGCAGCGCCCACUUUUUAAGCAGCGCCUAUGUAUUAUUUGAAGAGAGCGCAGAGAAAAAUAAGCAGCGCCCACUUUUGAAAUAAGCAGCGCCUAUGUCUAAUUUUGAGAGAGCGCAGAGAAAAAUAAGCAGCGCCCACUUUUGAAAUCAUAUUUCAGCUUGUAGGAUAG
This is a messenger RNA of Caenorhabditis angaria, 2417 nucleotides long. NCBI's taxonomy places the organism in Eukaryota, Metazoa, Nematoda, Chromadorea, Rhabditida, Rhabditidae. The record is from the annotation of a GenBank genome assembly.